AUGGGUGUGCUCAAGGCUGUUGGCCAUGCCUUUGCGCCUCCUCCCGCGCAAGCAGAGGACGGUCGUGAUCAAUGGCCAUCACGUACUUCCUUCGUCCUGGCGUGCAUGGGUGGUUGUGCUGGCAUGGGCAACCUGCUGCGCUACCCAUCCGUCGUUUACAACAAUCAUGGUCUGCAAUGGUACAUUCCAUACUUGAUGUGUGUCUUCUUGAUCGCCAUCCCCGUCCUGGUUCUCGAGAUUUCCAUCGGCAACGCCUACAGAGGCGGCUCUGUCGUCGCUUACAACAGCAUCAACCACCGGCUCAAGGGAACAGGCCUUGCCAUGCUGUACAUUGGCUUCGUCGUUGGCCCGUACUUUGUUGUCAACUUGGCUUGGAUCAUGACAUACUUCCGCUACUCUUUCCAAAGCCCUUUGCCGUGGAAGGACGAUGCGACCGCAUUCUACGAAAAGGUUGUGGGACUCAACCCUGUGCCUAAGCCAGGGGAGUUCACAGACGGGAACGCAGAAAUCGCCUCCUGGGUCCAGUACAGGGGUACAGCUGUCAUUGGCGAGACUGUCGGCUGGACCAUCUUCACCUGGUUCCUCGUUUGGGUCUCCAUCUUCCGUGGAGCGGGCCUGACGGGUCGCGUUGUCUACUUCACCAUGGGUCUGCCCAUUGUGGUCACCAUCAUUCUCAUCGGCCGCUGCUGCUCUCUGCCCAAUGCCAGUGAAGGCGUCAAGCUCUAUUUCGCCAUGUGGCGCAGUAGCCCGCUCGCUGAUGGCCGUCUCUGGCAGACAGCCUGCGGUCAGGUGUUCUUCUCGACAGGUGUUGGUUUCGGCUACUUCACGUCGUACGCCUCAUACAACCAGAAGCACUCCAACGCUGUGGUUGAUUCCAUACUUGUCGUGACCAGCAAUGUGCUGUUUGAGAACACUGCCGCCUUCGCCGUCUUCGGUGUCGUUGGUUUCCUGGGCAUGUACCCCGAUCCCGAGAACCCCGUCGGUGGCUUCUCCAUUGGUUUCUUGACACUCCCUGCCGCCAUCGUCGAGAUGCCUGCGCCAAACCUGUGGGCUGUUCUGCUGUUCUUCACUCUCAUGGUCCUCGGCUACUCUUCCGCGUUUGCCAUGCUUGACGCUGUUGUCACCCUCAUCAUGGAUGCUCAGCCCAAGUGGAACCGCACAUUGGUCGUCACCGGCGCCGUCUUGAUAUCUUUUGCGCUAUCGAUUCCCUACUGCACCCAGUUCGGGUACUACCUGCUCACCGGCAUUGAUCGCUGGACCAGUGAUGUUGCCCUGGUGUUUGUGGUGUGGGCUGAAUGCGUUUGCUCCAUGGUCGUGUACCGCUGGCAGGACGUUGUUGAGCAGGUCGGCAUGCCCUCUUUCGCUCUUUACAACUUUGGCUACUUCGGUGGUCAGAUCAUCGGCAUCAUCAUUGCGCACACUGUCGGUGCCCCAUGGGGUGCAAUCGCCGGCUUUGUCAUUUACAUUCUUGGCACCGUCAGCUCUAUGAGUAUUGGCAAGAAGCCCGAUUCCAGGGCCCCCCGUUUCUGGGGACAGAACGUCUUCUUGGAGCGUUUCUGGUAUAAUGCCUUCUACUCGGGUAACCAACUUCGACGCGACCUCAACGUUAUCGUUGGGCAGGGCAAGAAUUGGAGCAUUCCUGUCGUAUGGUCCGGCAUCCUGCGAUACAUUGCAGCACCCGCUCUCGCCAUCGUUUUUGGGUUCUCUUACCCCAACUUUUACAAGCUGCGCAAUGACCCAUUGCAUGUUAUGGGCUUCGGCGUCGGUCAUAUUGCCCUCCUCAUCAUCUUCUGUGGCUUUAUCAUGCCGAAGUGGUUCGAUGUCUUCAUCCCUCCCUCGCGCCGCGGCGAGGGCAAUGUGCUCUACGGCGCAAACGUCGCUGCCGACCCUGAGCAGAUGGAGAAGAAUGCCGAGCUUGAGAUGGCUCGUAAGCACGGUCAAGAAGACCUGCUUGCACAAGGUCACGGCUCUCAUGUGCACCCUCACAAUGACAUGUUGAGCUCGAGCUCAUCCAAUGAAAGGCCUGACCAGAAGGUUGAGGCUGACGUUCCAAUGGAGAAGAGUGCUCUGUGA
Emericellopsis atlantica is the source of this 2073-nucleotide messenger RNA. Its product is annotated as sodium-dependent noradrenaline transporter. Lineage: Eukaryota; Fungi; Ascomycota; Sordariomycetes; Hypocreales; Bionectriaceae. Gene Ontology annotation, cellular component: membrane. Bases 1 to 2073 code for a protein of 690 amino acids. The transcript has 2 exons. Gene Ontology annotation, biological process: sodium ion transmembrane transport. The record is from RefSeq and is a predicted model, not a curated record.